AUGUCUCGCGGUGGCACGACCUUGUACGUGACUGGCUUCGGCCAUGGCACGCGUGCUCGUGACCUUGCCUACGAGUUCGAACGGUACGGCAGACUUGUCCGUUGCGACAUUCCAGCUCCUCGCUCGGCUUCUAGCAGACUCUUUGCCUUUGUGGAGUAUGAAAGCCGCCGUGACGCGGAUGAUGCUUACCACGAGAUGCACAACAAGCGCAUUGGUCGUGAUGAUCUCUUGAAGAUCGAAUGGGCGCGCACGCCUCCAUCUGCAUCCUGGCGUUUCGAUUCUGGCCGUGACCGCAACGGCGAUCGCACUGGUGAUCGCAACGGUCCUCGCCGCGACCGUUCUCCUCGUGGCGACCGUGGCGACCGUGGUAGCCGCAGGAGCACCUCCCCUCGUCGCCGUGGUGGUGAUUACUCUCCCCGCAAGGACGAUCGUCGCGAGCGCGACUACGAUCGCCGCGACCGUGAUCGUUCCCGAAGCCCCGAUGACCGUGACCGCGACAUGAAGGACCGCGACCGCGAGGAGGAGCGUGACCGUGACCGCGAGCGUGAGCGCGACCGCGAUCGGGAGCGUGACCGUGAGAACGGUGCAGCUGGUGAGGAUCUCGAAAAGGCCGAGUCUCCCGCCCCUGGUCCUCAUGACGAUCUCGAUACCGCCGAGUAA
Molecule: messenger RNA, 660 nt
Organism: Aaosphaeria arxii CBS 175.79
Lineage: Eukaryota; Fungi; Ascomycota; Dothideomycetes; Pleosporales
Product: RNA-binding domain-containing protein
Exons: 5
Coding region: 1-660 (219 amino acids)
Biological process (GO): mRNA splicing, via spliceosome
Cellular component (GO): nuclear speck
Molecular function (GO): RNA binding
Source: RefSeq, a predicted model, not a curated record